UGUCAUGUGAGUAACCUUCUGAGUGUAGGGCUUCCUUCCUCAUCGCUUCUAUAGAGUGGAACACAUCUGCACUACCCGCCCACACAGGGGGUGGUUGUCCACACACCGCAUCACUACCAACGGCAUCGCUGCACCAGUGGGUUGUGAGACAGCAGAACUCCAGUGGAGAGACCGUUUUAGCCUGAGUCUGAGCCCACAUCAGGAGUUCUACACUCACCCAAGUCCUGCCUUGUCCAACCCGACCCAGCCAUUUUCUGACUUGCCAAGCCCUUCACAACCCAGCCAUGGAUGCCCUGUCCUCCCUGAGCUCCUCAACCUCUUGCUCUCAUCUGUACCUCUGGGCCAGCAACACCACCAACAGCAGCGCUAUUAACAUUGAUGUGAUCCUGGAGCACUACAACCACACAGGGCGACUGCAGCAUCGCGUGCCCCGCCAGGGUGGCCUGAGCUCGGCAGCGGCCCUCUCCCUCUUCAUCAGCGUCCUCAUCAUCCUGGAGAACCUGCUGGUCCUAGUGGCCGUGCUCUCCCGGAUCCUCCACAGCCGCCGCUGGGUCUACGUGUGCAUCGCCAACAUCACCCUGAGCGACCUGCUGGCCGGGGCGGCCUACGUGGUCAACAUCUGGAUGUCGGGCAGCCAGACGUUCAGACUGAGCCCGGCUCUGUGGCUGUUCAGGGAGGGGGUACUGUUCGUGGCCCUCGCCGCCUCCAUCUUCAGCCUGCUGCUGAUAGCUGUGGAGCGCUACACCACCAUGAUGAAGCCGCUGCAACAGAAGUCGGCCAGGAAGACGUAUCGUAUCUACGGCCUGGUGGCGCUGUGCUGGAUCGUGGCCUUCGCCAUCGGCUUCCUCCCCCUGCUGGGCUGGAACUGCGUGUGCAGCCUGGAGAGCUGCUCUACCCUGCUGCCGCUCUACUCCAAGAGCUACAUCCUCUUCUCCCUGCUCAUCUUCUCCCUCAUCCUGCUGGCUAUUGGCGUGCUCUAUGGCGCCAUCUACAGCCACGUGCGCAGCAGCUCCAAGGUGGGCUCCCAGCGCAGCCGCAAGCGCUCCCUGGGGCUGCUGAAGACAGUCAUCUCCAUCGUGGGUGUGUUCAUCAUAUGUUGGGGGCCCCUGUUCAUCCUGCUGCUGGUGGACUUCUUCUGUGUGUCGCGGCAGUGCGCACCGCUCUUCAGCGCCGACUGGGUCAUCGCCCUGGCCGUGAUAAACUCGGCCCUGAACCCUGUCAUCUACACCCUGGGCAGCACAGAGCUGAGGAAGGCCAUUGCCGGCUUGUUGUGCUGCUGCUGCCUCAGGGCAGGCCUCUGUCACCCUGACACCUUUGUGUCCAAGGAGACCAGCAGCACCGGGAGCAUCAGGCACAGCAGCCUGAGGAACAGUUUCAAUAAGAUCAGGAGUCUCACUGUCAGCCCCCCGCCUGCACCCAAUGCCCCCAAGAAGAGCCGCCGCCUGAGCUCCACCACCACCUGCCUGUCUGUGUCAAGCGGUUAGACCACAACGGGCUGCCUGGGGCAGGCGUAGCUGUGUGUGUGUUUGAGAGACAUAGAGAGAGAGAGACUCAGUGGAGGCUCCUCAGAGGAGGAAGGGGGGGGGGCUUCCUACUCAGGGGGUUUCAUAAAAGUAAAAAUAUUAAAAAUACAAAUGUCAAUUAUUAAUUUGUAGCAUACUGCAAUUAAAGCCAGACUAAGUCAAUGGCACAGAUGGAACUAUCCAAGCAGAUCUCCAUCAAAAAUCAAAGUUAAAGAAUAUGACUAAAUCUAAUCAAAUUUAAAUGCAAUUUGAAUCAAGUUUGAUUUAGUCUUACCAGUCUCAUUUGAUUUAGUCUUAAUAGCUGUUGAUGAAUUUGCAAUGCUAUAUAGACCUAAAAAGUAUAAUUGAUGAUAUAGGACUUAUAAUGUAUGGUUACAUUUCCUUUGCUCUGUUAAACCUACCCUUUGGAACUACUUUGAUAGCAACAGUGAAUAUAUUUAGUUAUUGAGAUGUCUCUGAGUAAUCACUCACAAUAGCACAUUGGUAGUAGGUGAUAUAAAAACUAAGCUGGGUUUGGUUAAAACCCUGUAUUGGAGACCAAAUGAAUAGUUGUAGAUCAAUUCUCCAAUAGGAGGUGCUGCCCAGACAUGUUUUUUCCUGAUAUUGGACAUUCCGUUGAAGAUCUGACAUUGUUUCAAAAGGUACAAAUUCAAUUUACUGUAUUUUAAAGAAGGGUUGUCUAUGUUGAAAAGUGGUACUAUGAUGACAUAAUCCUGUGGUUGAAAUCUCACCCUCAAAACAAAAGUUUAUGACUUUUUUCAAAUCCAAUGUAUUUUCCACGUAACAUAUACACGUCUAAUAUACGUCUAAUUACACUGAGACAAUGUUGAUUCAACCAGUUUGUGCCCAGUGGGUCAAGGUAAGUAUAGGGCAAAUUCUAGUAUCAUGUAGUUGCCUAAACCUAUCGAUGUUACAUUGAGCUGGAUGAAUGGAAUAUGAAAUGACAGUCAUCCAAUAUGCUGAAAUAGAAAUAAGGCCAAGCUCAUAAGAAAAAGAUUGUCCUCCCAAAUCUGAAACGGCACUAACUGCCGCUGGUGUGUGUGUGUGUGUGUGUGUGUGUGUGUGUGUGUGUGUGUGUGUGUGUGUGUGUGUGUGUGUGUGUGUGUGUGUGUGUGUGUGUGUGUGUGUGUGUGUGUGUGUGUGUGUGAGUUACCACAGAGAAUGCAGUUCCUCCAUUAUCUAGCUCCACCCAAAUGUGGCCUUGAUACAACCAGGUCUACAUACAACGGUUUUCUCUGUUGUUGGUUUUGUUCAUUGUCUUCAUUGUCAUCAGCCCAGGACCUGGUACACUGACGAAAGAGCAUCUUUGUGGUUCUCUGUUACUGUAGCAACACCAAUCUGUUUCAUUUUAUGCAUUCCAAAAAAAGUUUGUUUUUUUUAUUAAAAAGGGAGUUCAAACUCAUUCAAGAUUUAUCAUAAAAGAUGCACUAUGGAAGCUGCUUUUGUUUCACUGUUUCAGCUUUGAAACAGAUACUAUUUUACUGUGAAGAUGGUUUUCAUUGAAAGGGGUACUUUCUUAUUGCACCACUUAAAUAGAACUGAAUUAAAAACAACAACAAAAAUAUGUAGAUAUAUUUAGAAAAUGCAAUAUUAUUUUUACAUACACUGAGUGGACAAAACAUUAAGGACACCUGCUCUUUCCAUGACAAAAACUGACCAGGUGAAUCCAAGUGAAAGCUAUGAUCCCUUUUUGAUGUCACUUGUUAAAUCCACUUCAAUCGGUGUAGAUGAAGGGGAGGAGACGGGUUAAAGAAGGAUUUUUAAGCAACUCAAUAUUUGGAAGGCGUCCCUAAUGUUUUGUACACUCAGCGAACAUUGUACAGAAGGGUAGUUGAAUACAUUUUUCAAUUGGUUAAACAUUUAUUUUGUACAAUAUUGUUUUUAAGAGUAUACAUUUGUUGAACGCUUUACUAUUGCUGUUAUUCUGAAAGAGGAUUACAUUUCUGUUAUUUUGUACAUUGACAAUGUAUAAAUAAAUAUUUUAACAAAA
This is a messenger RNA of Oncorhynchus masou masou (cherry salmon), 3513 nucleotides long. Its product is annotated as sphingosine 1-phosphate receptor 4-like. The coding region runs from base 285 to 1484 and encodes 399 amino acids. The transcript has 2 exons. Gene Ontology annotation, biological process: regulation of metabolic process; adenylate cyclase-activating G protein-coupled receptor signaling pathway. Gene Ontology annotation, cellular component: cytoplasm; plasma membrane. Lineage: Eukaryota; Metazoa; Chordata; Actinopteri; Salmoniformes; Salmonidae. The record is from RefSeq and is a predicted model, not a curated record. Gene Ontology annotation, molecular function: sphingosine-1-phosphate receptor activity.